UCAAACAGCAUUGCUCGCUUCAAACAUGACAAAAGGACGCCUCCCAAACUAUCGUCAUGGGGUUUUUCUUAUAAGGCGUUAUGACGGAGGAAUGUGCAGGUGACACCCAGACGAUCACAGAAAGCCAUGUGUAAGUUCCAUUGAUGAGUCCAAAAUGGAUGAAAUGGGCCAUAUGGUGAAUAUAAACUGCAAACAGAUCUGUGGAGCAGCAAAUGUCGAGGAACAAUCAAAUAAUGAGCCCGAGCACGUCUGUCUCGCCCAAAUCUUUCGAAACAUCGACUUGUCAACUGCACUCUUCAAAUAUGGAAACCAUUUUCAAAAUAUUUGGGAAAUAUUUUAAAAUCGUAGAAGAUCCGUAUAGACAUCAGUAUCACACCAUACAAAUAUGCUGAUAAAGAAACUUAACGUUUUUAAAAUGGACAGAAACAUACGAGUUUAUUUGUAUUUCUCUAUCUGGAUAUUCAUGGCCUUUGGGGCAAUAGUGUUAAACAUUAUGAACGUGGAUUGGAAUAAAACAGAAUACGUGAACGGUGUGAUCAUUGUAGUGGUGCUUGGCGUACUACAGGGUUCGGUGUUCGAAUUCCCCGUGCAGACGAUCGCGACGCUGAUCGUUGGAGGCGAGACCCGCAAAAACAAAAAAGCGCGCUGUGAUCGUUUCACCAUCGUUCUAAACUACAACUUGCUUGCCCUAGGCCGGGACGAUAUUGAUGAGUGUAUGGACACUAUGUAUGAGGCCUAUAUAGGUAACCUCAGUCCAAACGUAUCCGCCGUCCUGGUCAGCGCCACCGGCGCCGAAGAGCUAAAACAGUACGAAACGGAUGUCGUUAACAAAUUCCGGAGUAUAAUAUACGAUCAGUUGUAUAAUGAAGGCAUAGCCUUCGCCAAGAAUGACCACGAGUCGAUUGACCCGUUACACUACGAGCAUGUGUGGCAGAUGUACGAAGACAUCGAUAAGGCGUUAUUUAUCAGGGAGUAUCUUCACCAGAUCUGUGACCGCUAUGCCAAGGAGUUCAUGGUCAUUCACAGAGUCAGUCGUGUGCUCCGGAAGUGUGGGCAGUAUCAGGAUCUCAUGCUAUUGUCGGAAGGUGAUGACGUAGCAUACACGUACUGUGACGUAGAAUACUAUCAAAAAAGCGCGCGCCGCUAUGGAGAACCACUGUUUCACCAAUCGGAGGACGUUAGUAAUAUAUUUGGAAGGAAAUUUGACUAUACGCUUGUAUUGGAUGGCGAUACUGGAGUUCCGAGAGGAAUGGUUUUCGAACUCCUGGAAAUUGCUGCAGCGAAUCCCGAACGAGGAAUAAUCCAGCCGUCCAUCAAACUUCACUGUUCCCUGACGGACACCGUCUUUAUGCAUCUCGAGUCUAUGCGACAAGCUAUUUAUAGUCCUAUGACAAACGCUGUAAUGGCAUUGUUAGGACAAUCUGCAUAUUUCGGAAAGGCCAUGAUAAAAAAUCGUAUAUACAUAGACAAAGUGAUCGGCACGCGCACUAACUUGAUCGAGCUCGUGCCUGUGGAUGUGCUAAGUCACGACACGUUCGAGGCGGCCAUCUUACACCCCAUGUACGCUGGGUCUACACACCUACUAGAGGCGCCUUCGUAUAAUUUCGUCACAUGGAACAUUCGAGAGAGACGAUGGAAUCGAGGAGAAAUUUUGUUGGCAAUGUAUUUCUGGAAAAAUGGUAUCGGUAAACCAAUGCGCUGGAUACAGAAGAAAUUUCAAAAGGACAAAUUCAACAAAACGAUACUGCGGACAGAAUCUAAGUUAGAUUUCGUGAGUUCCUAUGUGGCCUAUUCUGCACUUCGGCAGAUGUUGAUGAAACCUCUGCUGCUGUUUUACGUAAUAAUCCACAUCAGUGUCCAUCUCCGUUAUAGGUACGCCUCCAUCAUCAUCAUCAUGUUCCUUGUCCUCGUCUUCCCAAAGUUUGCUACGUGUACCAAACACAACUACAAAUUUGUCAUCCUAGAGUCUAUUGCCUCCAUCGUCCAGUUCACACCGGAAGCAAUCAUUGGAUGCGUACGCAUAGUUAAAGCCGUCCAGGCAAAUUUGUUCGCUAAUGUUAAAUGGAUCCCCCAAAGAGCGGUGGAAGAGGAAUUCCGGGAAUCUAAUCCAUUCUGGUUCAGUUUUAAACAUCUGUGGGGUUACUCAGCCUUUGCUCUGAUAUGUGGUGUGUUAGUGAUAUUAUUUCUACAGAGAGCAAUGCUGGUUCUUGUGAUGUUAAUAACGCUCUUUCUAUUGCCAUUGUAUACUGGAGUAACGUCACUUCCGGUGGCUGCUGCUCCCGAAAAGAGUAUGGUUUACAAAUCGGACAAAAACGCGCACGUUGCGUUCAGUGUAGCUGCGACACAGGGAGUGUAUAAGUCUUUAGGUACACUGCGCGCUUCCGAUACAGAAACCGAAAGUAGUAAUGGCACGUUCAAUGGAAAUCCCAGCAUAUCUCCGGUGUGACCACGGAAUUAGAUUAUCUAAGUCCGUGGUGUGACGUAGCAGUUACCCUAGUCCCCAUAACAAUUCCUAGACCCAGUGACGUCACAAGCCAAUCAACAUAUCCCGGAAAUAAUUCAUUUAUUAUUAUAUGUUAAGUAUCCCUGUCCCACUGCAGACAGAACUCUACAUAAUUCGUACAUCCAGUUAACUCACAUUUAUUUAAUUUCAGAAAUGAUUUAUCAAAGUUUUAGUUACGCAUAUUGUUCGGCAUAGGCACGGGGAUCCUUAAAGCUCAACACACUGGAACGUUGUUUCUUGAUUGAUACGCACGCAUAGAGAGUAUAUUGACUUCAGCCUUGUUUAUGAUGUGUAUUGUCAGAGUCUCGCCGAGUCAGUUCAUUGUUAUUGAUGGGAAGUUCAAGAUAAUUUAAAGCGAAUUCUUUAUUGUUUAAUUUAGAAAGCAAUGAGACUAGGUACAAUUUGUCCAUACGCAUGAUCGCAUGUAGUCUCGGGGACGUAAAACAAACCCAACUUUAUUUAGUGUAAUAUGUCUACCUCAAUGCGCCUGUGUAUUAUACAAACAUUUAUAUUUAUAGAACUCUCACAUUUUAUACUAUAAAAUG
Molecule: messenger RNA, 3048 nt
Organism: Mizuhopecten yessoensis (Yesso scallop)
Lineage: Eukaryota; Metazoa; Mollusca; Bivalvia; Pectinida; Pectinidae
Product: glucans biosynthesis glucosyltransferase H-like
Exons: 4
Coding region: 386-2446 (686 amino acids)
Source: RefSeq, a predicted model, not a curated record